This is a messenger RNA of Sceloporus undulatus (fence lizard), 4331 nucleotides long. Its product is annotated as mitogen-activated protein kinase kinase kinase 11-like. Lineage: Eukaryota; Metazoa; Chordata; Lepidosauria; Squamata; Phrynosomatidae. Gene Ontology annotation, molecular function: ATP binding; JUN kinase kinase kinase activity. Gene Ontology annotation, biological process: protein phosphorylation. The record is from RefSeq and is a predicted model, not a curated record. The annotation marks the transcript as partial. The transcript is spliced from 10 exons.
AACUACACUUAUGCGGCAGCCAUCACUGGGUUUCAGUUGUAUUAUACAUCUGUUUUCUCGCUCUUUCUCUCUGCAGUCCUUCUGGCUGAAUACGUGGAUGAUGGAGACGUCAGUGGGAAGACGCUGAAGAUCACGGAUUUCGGACUGGCGCGAGAGUGGCACAAGACCACCAAAAUGAGCGCGGCCGGCACCUACGCCUGGAUGGCGCCCGAAGUCAUCAAGAGCUCCACUUUUUCCAGGGGCAGCGAUGUCUGGAGUUAUGGGGUACUCCUUUGGGAACUCCUCACCGGAGAAGUCCCAUAUCGGGGCAUCGACGGCCUUGCUGUCGCCUAUGGGGUCGCCGUGAACAAGCUGACGCUUCCUAUUCCAUCUACCUGUCCAGAUCCUUUUGCACGCCUCAUGGCAGAGUGCUGGGAACAAGAUCCCCACCGCCGUCCCAGUUUUGCAACCAUCUUGUCCCAGCUGACAGUGCUAGAGACUCAGGUUCUGCAUGACAUGCCCCAGGAAUCCUUCCACUCCAUGCAAGACGACUGGAAAGUCGAGAUCCAGAACAUGUUCGAUGAACUGAGAGCCAAGGAAAAGGAACUGCUGAGCCGCGAGGAAGAGCUGAAGCAGGCAGCCCUGAAGUAGAAAUCCCAGGAGGAGUUCCUCCGCCAGCGGGAACACGAACUGGCCCAGUGGGAGCUGGAGGUCUUCGAGCGGGAGCUGAGCCUCCUCAUCCUGCAGAUGAACCGAGAGCGGCCCCACGUCAAGAAGCGCAAGGGCACCUUCAAGAGGAACAAGCUCAAGGGCCGGGACAGCGAGCGGAUCAGCAUGCCCCUUGAUUUUAAGCAUCGCAUUACAGUGCAGGCAUCCCCCGGGUUGGACAAAAGGAAGGACAUUUUCGAGGUGGGGGCAGGCGGGUCCCCUACCUUCCCACGUUUCCGAGCCAUCCAGCUGGAACCGAGUGAGAAUGACCAGAACUGGGGACGCCAGUCGCCUAGGCGCGGGGACGAGACCUGGAACGGCCGCACAAAGAGCCCCGGAUCCCCAAAACCAUGGGAGAGCAUUACACAAAAUGGCAGGAGAAGGUCACGGCUGGAAGAAACGACGUGGUACAUGGAGCCAGAGACGCCGUCCAUCCCUCCACAGACCCAGACCCAACCCAGUCCAAAUGGUACGUGCAACAACAACAACCCUGCCUACCAUGCCUUUGUGCUUCUGUGUGCUCCUCCUCCUGGGCUUAGGCCGACUGCCGCCAGCCCCCAGGAUCCUUGCCGGCCUCCAUCCCAGAGAAGUCCCCCCCCGCCCUGCAAGUGGACCUCUGCAAGGAGACCCCCAACUGAUCUUCGUCGCCUGGACUCUGGGGGCGACAGGGAGUCCUUGCCGCCUCUUUGGGCUCAGAUGUCGCCCAAAAUCCCAGACUCCUGGAGGGUCGUGGCCACAAGGCCCAGAAAUGGGAAUGGUGCUCUCCCUUCUCCCUCAUCCCCUCGCAGCCCCCGUUCUCCCCGGCCCUCUCCCCACUCCAGCCUCAUCUCCCGGCCACGGCCGUCCCCCGUCCGCAGUCGCAUCGACCCCUGGAGUUUUGUGUCCUCCGGACCCCGUGCCUCACCCGUCCAGUCUCCACGCCUGGGACCACGCCACUUCAAGCCCCCCGGCCCUGAGAGCACCAACCCUUUCGCCGCACCCGAUCCGUUUGCCAGCGGGGACUUCUCGGUCUCAAAGGAGACCCCCGUAGCGGCCUGUGACCCCUUCCUCGUCGCGUCCAGAUUGGCGGCUCCUGGGCGGCUGAGUCCUUCUCCGUCAUGGACCUCUCAAGCCAUUCCACCCAAAGAGGAGACCGCCUUGUCUUGGUGGUCCGCAGCGUCCGCUCCUCGAGGAAGAGCCGCCCCAAAGUGACCGGGUGCCGGAGAAGAAGAGUCCCAUCUUCCGGAGGCACCUUGGUUUGGGAAGUUGGCGCCUUGAACCUCGACUGCGAUCGGACAAGAAACUGCAAGUGUGAUCAGAGACACCGGGAAAGAGGUUGGGGGGCUAGCAAUAUGCCUAGAUUGCGGGGCAUGGAGGGCAACACCGCUUGCCGCCUCCUCCUUGCCACAUCGCCUCCCCUCCUCCUUGAUGCCUCAUCUCCUUUUUUCUUUUCUCAGCCAGGAUGUGAAACCACACCAAGUGCCCAUUGGAGAAGUGCGACAAAGUAGUUGUGUGUUGUGGGUAAGCCAGAGCAGCGGAGGAGGAUCCAUUCCUUGUGCCUGCUGAAAACACUAACCAGUUAGACCCCAUCGACGAAGUGCCUUUCUUCUCUGAUCUCUCAUCCUCUUGCAAAAUCUGGGGAGCCCUUCCCCAAACUGGCAGCUAUCUUUAUUCUUCCUCAUACUCCGUUCGCCGCCACCUCCUCACUCCAUCCCCACUUUGCCAACUCUGCUUGCCAGGACUGUGCCUUGGUUGCCCUCCCCAGUGAAUACAGUGGGUUGGGGGCGACUAUCCGCAAAGAAAAAGAUUGGCAUCACUACCACUAAACCCUUCAACCCUAUUCCUUCUUAGCAUUCCUUGGUUGAAAUCCAGUUAGGUGCACUAUAGCGGUUUAACUAUGCCAGCAUAGGCAGAGAUGGCAAGGGGCAAAGCACCUAUCGGGGAUUAAGGCACUGGAGGAACAGUUUGUUGUGACCCGACUGUUUUUUCCCUUGCCAGUGUUGCAUAUAUCUGGACAAGGUUUAGCCACUUAUAUAGUGCACCUAUCCAUUCUGGCCCUUUUUGCAAGCCGAGAGUUGCUAUGCCAAACGCAGAACAGCUUUUCUUCAUAUGCGUGGAAGGGAAGACUGUGCCUUCAAGGGUGGCUAUGCCAUUGGCCAUGCUAGUUGGGGAAUGAUGGGUGUUGUUGUCCAACUCAACAACACAGAGGGCACCUAGUUAGGGAAGGCUGGCCAGGGUCGUGAAGGAAGGCACACCUUGCGUUCAAGCCACGAUGGCACAAGUGGCAAAACGCACCACUGUGAGCAGAGUUAGGGAUGUAACCGGUGCAAAGAUUUUUCUUAUCCUUAACCAUGCCACCGCUUGACUUCUCAGACUUGGGGGGAUUUUUAUUUCAUUCACACAAAAGCCGCUGUGUUUUGGGGGGCUGAGAAGCACUCCUUUUGGGGGGGGAAAAGGUAGUUUUUAUGCACACGGAUACAAAAUGUGAAAAACAAAAAUUUUAAAAUGCACAAAAAGCUCUCAUAAACUCAUCUGGGAGGCAGAGAACUCUUGAAAUAAUUUCUUCCUGCCUAUGAGAAUGAAGUAAGCAAUGAUUUACGGCCGCGGUCCUACACCGCAGACUACUUUAUGUGUGAUUUUUACAUGUAUGCGUAGCUACAUAGCAAAGACACUAUGGCACCCUCCUCCUCCCGAGUUGCAGAGAUGUGCAUCGGGACACUGGCGAGAGUGUUCAAAUGUGCAUUUGUCUCUGCCAAUGUGCACUGAUACUCCUUAGUGUCCAACUACGCAUCUCUGCCUCCCCUAAAUAGUAACGCUCCUACAGCCCUUUUGCUGAAUGUGGACAUUGCAAAACUGCUCAAGUCGUAUUUCCGGCAGAUGUAAGUUCACUGAGACCCAGGCCUCAUUCCCACUUACAAAUAAAUCGGUUUGCAAUCCGAGUCGAUGGAUCGAUUGGACAGCGGAGUGUGGUUCCCGCUACAUUUGUCCCGAUUGUAUUUAUUUCCCCUGUAAAAUAACCCCCUUGUGGUUCACAUUCACAAAUGAAAUGCUUCAAAAUGGACCCGGAGAGCACAUUUAAACCGAUUCCGAUCCACAUCUGGUUCACACAUUUGUGCAGAAUCGAUUGAUCCAAAAAGACGCGGGGGGAGGGGAUCAGCAUAAAAAAGACGCGGGUUAAACGGGUCUGGCACAUGGACCCUCCUUUCCGAACCGCAUCAGUGAAUCGAUUCAAGUGGGAACCAGGGCCAUUUAAAUGGGUUCAAACCGAUUUGCGAUCCGGUUUAAAAGGUAGUGGGAAUCAGGCCCCAGAGUGGAUUCCAGCCUUAAAAGAAGAGAAAAUGAGAGGAGGGUUUUCUGAUUCCAUUGAUGCAAAUGUGAAAUAGCAAAGAGGCAAGUGCCUGGAUGCGGGGGACAAGGGUGGGCUCACGCUUCCCAUCGACCGCAACCAGAGAAAACCCCCUCCGCAAGCACUUUAGAUGUGCAAUUCUACUGUGUCCUCCUCCUCCUUCCCUGCUACUUGAAUAUUAUCGCCUGUGCACCCGGCUCCCUCGGGACCCUCUUCCACUCCACAAACGCGAGGGAGCCAACUGUUUCCAGCCCGAUUCCCGGCGCGGAAUGGGCCAAGCCUGUGAAACGAGACCAAAUAAACCUCCAACUGCUGCCUC